GGGCACUGAUGGGCGGAAAGACAACGAAGGAAGCGAGAGUUGACCUGUGUGGGAAACUGUAAAAGGGUGGAGUUGGAAAGCAGUGAGGCAUGGUGAUAAUGGAGGGCGACCACACUAUACUUAAGAGCGCCGUCUCCCCAAACAGAUCGCAAUGAUUACAUCUUCUUCUCUGAAUACCGGCAAAGCGACACAAUCUUCUUCUGGAUUCCCUUCCAAUUUCACAUCUCCACUCAAUCUUCUCUAAUUCCCCAACCCUUCCUUUUCUUCCUUCCUUUCACCACUAUUAUUUCUACCCAUUUUUUUCCCUAAUCCCAAAGGGAUGUUUUUGUAGGGAUGGGACUCUAUCUUGUGCUCAGUGGGGACCAUGUGAUUCAUUGCAUUGGUCACUGGGAAUGAUGCCAUUGAAGAUGGAAUUUGUCCUUUCAGCCCUGAUAUUAUCUUGUUUUCAUUCUUUUGUACUGUCUGAUUCGCAAGGAGAUGCACUCUAUGCAUUAAAGAAUUCAUUGAAUGCCUCCGCCAAACAGCUCAUGGACUGGAACCCAAAUCAAGUUAACCCAUGUACUUGGUCCAAUGUUAUUUGUGACCCCAGUAAUAAUGUCAUUUCUGUAACGUUGUCAUCCAUGCAACUGUCUGGAACGUUGUCCCCCAAAAUUGGAAUUCUGAACACUCUUUCAACACUUAUAUUGCAAGGAAAUGACAUAACUGGUGAGAUGCCAAAAGAGUUGGGAAAUUUGUCAAAUCUAACAAAGUUAGAUUUGGGAAAUAACAGAUUAAUGGGUGAAAUACCAUCUACCCUUGGUAAUCUUAAGAAGCUACAGUAUUUUACAUUGCAAGGAAAUGGCAUAACUGGUGAGAUACCAAAAGAGUUGGGAUAUUUGUCAAAUCUGACCACCUUAGAUUUGGAAAAUAACAGAUUAACGGGUGAAAUACCAUCUAACCUUGGUAAUCUUAAGAAGCUACAGUUUUUGAUUUUGAAUCAAAACAAUCUCACUGGGACUAUCCCUAAGUCGCUCUCCAGUAUUCAUCAAAGCUUGAUCAAUCUUCAGCUGGCAUCAAAUGAUCUCAGUGGUCAAAUACCUGAGGAUUUAUUUCAAGUGCCAAAGUACAAUUUUACAGGUAAUAGGUUGAAUUGUGGCAGAAAUUUUCAACACCUUUGUGCAUCUGAUAAUGAUUCAGGUGGUUCUCACAAACCGAAAAUUGGACUGAUAGUUGGAAUUGUUGGAGGACUUAUAGGUCUUCUUCUUUUUGCAACUGUGCUGUGUUUUCUGUGGAAGAGUUCACGCAGAGGCUACAAGCGCGAAGUUUAUGUAGAUGUUGCAGGUGAAGUUGACAGAAGAAUUGCAUUUGGCCAAUUGAGAAGAUUUGCAUGGAGGGAGUUACAAGUAGCUACAGAAAAUUUUAGUGAGAAAAAUGUUCUUGGACAGGGAGGCUUUGGGAAAGUUUAUAAGGGAGUGCUUGGAGAUAACACCAAGGUUGCUGUGAAACGAUUAACAGAUUAUGAAAGUCCUGGUGGAGAUGCAGCUUUCCAGCGUGAGGUGGAGAUGAUAAGUGUAGCUGUUCACAGGAAUCUAUUACGGCUGAUUGGAUUUUGCACAACACCAACAGAACGCCUUUUGGUGUAUCCCUUUAUGCAGAACCUAAGUGUGGCGUAUCGCCUUCGGGAGGUUAAACCUGGGGAGCCAGUUUUAGAUUGGCCUACAAGAAAACGGGUGGCUUUAGGCACAGCACGUGGACUAGAAUACCUGCAUGAACAUUGCAAUCCCAAGAUUAUUCAUCGGGAUGUUAAGGCUGCUAACGUAUUACUGGAUGAAGAUUUUGAAGCUGUUGUUGGGGACUUUGGCUUGGCAAAGUUGGUGGACGUGAGAAAGACCAACGUGACAACUCAAGUUCGGGGAACAAUGGGCCACAUAGCACCUGAGUACUUGUCCACAGGGAAGUCAUCAGAGAGGACAGAUGUUUUUGGUUAUGGGAUUAUGCUGCUGGAACUUGUAACAGGUCAACGAGCAAUUGACUUUUCACGCUUAGAAGAAGAAGAUGAUGUCUUGCUGCUUGAUCAUGUCAAGAAGCUUGAAAGGGAGAAAAGACUUGAUGCUAUUGUAGAUCGCAACCUAAAUCGGAACUAUGACAUCCAAGAAGUGGAGAUGAUGAUCCAAGUUGCAUUGCUCUGUACACAACCAUCACCAGAGGAUCGUCCAGCAAUGUCAGAGGUGGUUCGGAUGCUUGAAGGAGAGGGGCUGGCUGAGAGAUGGGAAGAAUGGCAGCAUGUGGAAGUUAGUCGUCGACAGGAGUACGAGCGGCUGCAAAGAAGAUUUGACUGGGGGGAAGAUUCACUCUAUCACCAGGAUGCUAUUGAAUUGUCUGGUGGAAGAUGAGGUUGUUGCAGUUUUCUUGUUCAACCCCACAAAUUGGCAGCUGAGAGACAUUGAAAGCAACCACUGCUUCACCUGCCAUUUUUCUGAUAUCGCCUUGUCUAUACCAUUGCCGUCAGCUCUUAUCUCUUGCUCUUUGCUCGGCUAGAAGAUGCAUACUGUGGUAUCUUCUGCAGGUCUGUAUGCGCCACCUCUUCAAGGCGCUGCCCAUCGCCAAAGCUUGAAUGGUCAUAACUUGCCUGAACUCUAAUCUCUCUAUUCUAUCUCUAUUUGGAAGAUUUCCCAGAUGUGAUUCCAAAUGGUCUGAAUUUCUAUUGUAAUAUCUGUGAGUCAUGACACCAGUGGGCAAUGGCGUUUCUUGAAUUUCUCUCCAGUUAUGUUAUGCUGCUGAGAACCCAGUAGUUCCAUUUAUCUACGGAUGAUCGCUCCAUUUAAUAUGAUAUAAAUUCAUAUUGGAGUUAAAAGCGUGUUUGACAAUAUUUAUAAUUUAAGAGUGCUUUUAGUUUUGUUUU
Vitis vinifera (wine grape) is the source of this 2881-nucleotide messenger RNA. RefSeq names its product LRR receptor kinase SERK2. The record is from RefSeq and is a predicted model, not a curated record. NCBI's taxonomy places the organism in Eukaryota, Viridiplantae, Streptophyta, Magnoliopsida, Vitales, Vitaceae. The coding region runs from base 393 to 2372 and encodes 659 amino acids. The transcript has 14 exons. Gene Ontology annotation, biological process: protein phosphorylation. Gene Ontology annotation, molecular function: protein binding; ATP binding; protein kinase activity.